UCCUCGGGGCGGGGCCGUCGAGGGCAGGUGGCCAGUCCGUUUUCUUCCAGGUCGACCUCCUCAGAGGCACCUGCAGAAGCGGCCCCAGCCUGGUGCCUUGGCGUCCGGAAGGCUGAGGGAAGGGCGGGGGUCGGUGCCCUCGGGGCGCUGAAGUGGCGCCCCGUAGAGGCGACUGUCACGCCUGCCCCUGCGGGGACUGAGGACCAGCGCUGGCCUGCAUGGGGCCUGUUUUGCCCUUGGUUUGGGGGUGCUCCGGAAGGGGAUGUGCGGGGUGUGUGGGGGGGCGUGUGUGGACCACUGACCAGGGCGGUGUAAGGCUCGCGAGGAGGAGCCUUUACACUGGUGUGGUGUGAAUGGUUAUGGCUUAACGGAACGGAAAACCAACCCGGGGCCCUUGCAAGUAACUCGCUACAAAUGUCCAGUGGUGACGGACUUGCCUUGUAGGCCCCAGAACAAGUGAAAGGAAGUUCGGGGUCUUGUUCAAGAAGCAGCUCUAGAGUUAGUGAAUGAGGCUUUAAAAGAAUUGUGUGUUCGGGAUGUUCUCUUAAAUGGCGUUCUGAUUGGGCUUGGGGUUAGUGGUGAGGGAUAAUGUAAAGAGAUUUGAAAGACUGCCUUAGGGUUCUAAUAGGGAGAAUUUAUUUUUUGUGUGUCAUCAUUUUACCAUAGAAAUUAUUCAGAAUGUGGAUUGCCUUUACGAGAAAAGAGGAGCUCUGAAGCCAUUGCUUGAUGAGCAGUUCUCCCUGUGUGGAAAGUUGAAUUUCUGGAAACAUCCUCUGUAUUGUAGAUUUUGCCUACAUAAAGGCGGUAGUGCUUGGCCUAAUCGCAUGAAAAGUAGUGAAAUGGAGACACAGUACCUAAUGCAUAACUGUGUUUUGAGCUCAGUUCUGUGGAAGAGAAUUUUAAGGGAUUGGGUCUAGACUUCACAGGGAAGUUAAAGCUUCUGUGUAUGCCUCUACUCUGAAUUUACUUUUAUAUCUGACUUUUUUCCUCCUUUCUUCAGCUUCAUCUGUUUCAAUGGUGCAACUCUCUUCAUCUCCUUUUGGUUACCAGUCACCUUCAGGCCGUUCAGAGGAGGGAAGAGAGGGGAAUAUGAAGUCAGCCAAGCCUCAAGUGAACCACAGUCAGCAUGGGGAAAGCCAGCGGGCCAUGAGCCCCUUGCAGUCUGCUCUCAGUUCUGCUGCCUCUCCUUCCCAAGCAUAUGAGACAUAUAUUGAUAAUGGACUCAUAUGCCUUAAACACAAAAUUAGAAACAUCGAGAAAAAGAAGCUCAAACUGGAAGACUAUAAGGAUCGCCUGAAAAAUGGGGAGCAACUUAAUCCAGACCAGUUGGAAGCGGUAGAAAAAUAUGAAGAAGUAUUACAUAACUUAGAAUUUGCCAAGGAACUUCAGAAAACCUUUUCUGGACUGAGCCAAGAUCUACUUAAAGCUCAGAAGAAGGCCCAGAGAAGGGAGCACAUGCUAAAGCUUGAGGCUGAGAAGAAAAAACUUCGUACUAUACUUCAAGUUCAGUAUGUAUUACAGAACCUGACACAGGAACAUGUACAGAAGGAUUUCAAAGGGGGCUUGAAUGGUGCAGUGUAUUUGCCUUUAAAAGAACUUGACUACCUCAUUAAAUUUUCAAAACUGACCUGCCCUGAAAGAAAUGAAAGUCUGAGUGUUGAAGACCAGAUGGAGCAGUCAUCCUUGUACUUUUGGGACCUUUUGGAAGGUAGUGAGAAAGCAGUGGUAGGAACGACAUACAAACACAUGAAAGAUCUGCUGUCUAAAUUGCUGAACUCAGGCUAUUUUGAGAGUAUCCCAGUCCCAAAAAAUGCUAAGGAAAAAGAAGUAUCAUUGGAGGAAGAAAUGCUAAUAAAAUCAGAGAAGAAAAAACAGUUAUUGAAAACUGAAUCUGUCAAAGAGUCAGAGUCUCUUAUGGAACUUGCACAGCCAGAGAUACAACCCCAGGAGUUUCUUAACAGACGCUACAUGACAGAAGUAGAUUAUUCAAGCAAACAAGAUGAAGAGCAAUCCUGGGAAGCAGAUUAUGCUAGAAAACCAAAUCUCCCCAAAUGUUGGGAUAUGCUUACUGAACCAGAUGGUCAGGAAAAGAAACAGGAAUCCUUCAAAUCCUGGGAGCCUUCUGUUAAGCACCAGGAGGUAUCAAAGCCUGCAGUUUCCUUAGAACAGAGGAAACAAGAUCCAAAACUCAGGUCCACUCUGCAGGAAGAGCAGAAGAAGCAGGAUGUCUCCAAACCUAAGCCAGCUCCUAGCCAGUGGAAGCAAGAAGCUCCUAAAUCCAAAACAGGAUAUAUUCAAGAAGAACAGAAGAAGCAGGAGACAUCAAAGCCUUGGCCGGUUCAGCUGCAGAAAGAACAGGAUCCAAAGAAGCAAUCUCCAAAGUCGUGGACACCUUCUGUGCAGAAUGACCAGGACAUCACCAAGUCAUGGACCACUACCGUGUGUGAAGACCAGGAUUCAAGGCAGCCAGAGACUUCAAAAUCCUGGGAAAACAAUGUUGAGAGUCAAAAACACCCCUUAACACCGCAAUCACAGAUUUCUCCAAAGUCCUGGGGGGUAGCUCCAGCAAGCCUCAUACCAAAUGACCAGCUCCUGCCCAGGAAGUUUAAUACAGAACCCAAAGAUGUGCCUAAGCCUAUGCAUCAGCCUGUAGGUUCUUCCUCGACCCUUCCAAAGGAUCCAGUAUUGAGGAAAGAAAAACUGCAGGAUUUGAUGACCCAGAUUCAAGGAACUUGUAACUUUAUGCAAGAAUCUAUUCUGGAUUUUGACAAACCUUCAAGUGCAAUUCCAUCGUCACAGCCGCCUUCAACUACUCCAGGUAGCCCCGUAGCAUCUACAGAACAAAAUCUAUCCAGUCAAAGUGAUUUUCUUCAAGAGCCGUUACAGGCUGCUGCUUCUUCAGUUACUUGUAGCUCAAAUGCUUGCUUGGUUGCUACCGAUCAGGCUUCUUCGGGAUCUGAAACAGAAUUUAUGACCUCAGAGACUCCUGAGGCAGCAGUGCCCCCAAGCAAGCAACCGUCUUCACUAGCUUCUCCAAAUCCUCCCAUGUCAAAGGGCUCUGAACAGGGCUUCCAGUCACCUCCAGCAAGUAGUAGUUCAGUAACCAUUAACACAGCGCCCUUUCAAGCCAUGCAGACAGUAUUUAAUGUUAAUGCACCUCUGCCUCCACGGAAAGAACAAGAAAUAAAAGAAUCCCCUUAUUCAUCUGGCUACAAUCAAAGUUUUACUACAGCAAGUACACAAACACCACCCCAGUGCCAACUGCCAGCUAUACAUGUAGAACAAACUGUCCUUUCUCAAGAGACUGCAAGUUAUCCUGAUGGAACUAUUCAAGUAAGCAAUGGUAGCCUUGCCUUUUACCCAGCACAGACGAAUGUAUUUCCCAGACCCUCUCAACCAUUUGUCAAUAGCCGGGGAUCUGUUAGAGGAUGUACUCGUGGUGGGAGAUUACUAACCAAUUCAUAUCGGUCCCCUGGUGGUUAUAAAGGUUUUGAUACUUAUAGAGGACCACCUUCAAUUACCAAUGGAAAUUAUAGCCAGCUACAGUUCCAAGCUAGAGAAUAUCCUGGAACACCUUAUUCCCAAAGGGAUAAUUUCCAGCAGUGUUACAAGCGAGGAGGGACAUCUGGCGGUCCUCGGACAAAUUCAAGAGCAGGGUGGAGUGAUUCUUCUCAGGUGAGCAGCCCAGAAAGAGACAACGAAACCUUUAACAGUGGUGACUCUGGACAAGGAGACUCCCGUAGCAUGACCCCUGUGGAUGUGCCCGUGACAAAUCCAGCAGCCACCAUACUGCCAGUACACGUCUAUCCCCUGCCUCAGCAGAUGCGAGUUGCCUUCUCAGCAGCCAGAACCUCUAAUCUUGCUCCUGGAACUCUAGACCAACCUAUUGUGUUUGAUCUUCUUCUGAACAACUUGGGAGAAACUUUUGAUCUUCAGCUUGGUAGAUUUAAUUGCCCGGUGAAUGGCACUUACGUUUUCAUUUUUCACAUGCUAAAGCUGGCAGUGAAUGUGCCACUGUAUGUCAACCUCAUGAAGAAUGAAGAGGUCUUGGUAUCUGCCUAUGCCAAUGAUGGUGCUCCAGACCAUGAAACUGCUAGCAAUCAUGCAAUUCUGCAGCUCUUCCAGGGAGACCAGAUAUGGUUACGUUUGCACAGGGGAGCAAUUUAUGGAAGUAGUUGGAAAUACUCUACAUUUUCAGGCUACCUUCUUUAUCAAGAUUGAAAGUCAGUGCAGAAUUGAUAGUAAAAGGAUGGUGUUCUAAUUAGUGGGGUUAAAGGAGAAGUAUUCUUUGCCCUUGUGACUGAUUGGUUUAGGAAGAUGGUUUCAUUUCUAGAGGAAGGAGGAAGUCCUUACUUUUUUUUGUUUUCCUUCCCAAGGUAAAAAAUUUCAAGCCGAAUGACAAUUAGCACUAAUCUGGCACUUUAUAAAUUGUGAUGUAGCCUCGCUAGUCAAGCUGUGAAUGUAUAUUGUUUGCACUUAAUCCUUAACUGUAUUAACGUUCAGCUUACUAAACUGACUGCCUCAAGUUCAGGCAAGUUAUAAUGCCUUGUUGUGCCUCAAUAAAAAAGUUACAUGCA
This is a messenger RNA of Mustela lutreola (European mink), 4577 nucleotides long. RefSeq names its product caprin family member 2 (gene CAPRIN2). The transcript has 18 exons. Lineage: Eukaryota; Metazoa; Chordata; Mammalia; Carnivora; Mustelidae. Bases 1015 to 4221 code for a protein of 1068 amino acids. Gene Ontology annotation, cellular component: cytoplasm. Gene Ontology annotation, molecular function: signaling receptor binding. The record is from RefSeq and is a predicted model, not a curated record. Gene Ontology annotation, biological process: positive regulation of canonical Wnt signaling pathway.